GAGUUACAGCGUGCCCUGAAAAUGUCACGCGGCUGCCGGCUCGGCGGGGAGCGCGAUUCCAGUGGUUGCAGAUGAGGACGCCGUUGUUGUGAAGCGUCAUUUGCGCAGAGUUUGCAACCAGGUACGGUCGAUGUCGUCAUUCUGGCACAUUCUGUGGCCGUCCAUCCUGCGGGACGCUAGAACAUUCUCAUCCCCAGGGAUCUGGCAGGUUCCGAAGGCACCAUGGGCACACCGAUGAUGGCGCUGCUUUCAAUCAUCGUGGCUGCAGUCAUGGUAUCUUCAGGAGCCAACGCUCAAAACCAUGAACUAUCCCUAGACUCGUGCUUUCAGGUACGCUUUCCCGACCUGAUAGGUAUAAAAGAGUGCUUGGGCAACGUGCUGAACAUGUGCGGGAAAAGGAAAGCUUACAUAAAACUGGCCUUGGACAAACUUGCCAACUGCCUCAUGGACGCUAUAUUUUCCAUAAGAUCGCUGAAAAGAAUUCUCACGGCUUUGAGAAGACCCCUGAUCUUUGCAUUCAGGACGUUAUUUCCAAGAGUGUCAAAAGCGGUGGUGCCCGUGCUCAAGGUGCUGCUGCCAAGGCCCUGUAACGCGCGAGAGAGGGAAGAGGGAACGUGCGACCGACAGCUGCUGCCGGCGACCCCGUGCAACAGCACCGUCAGCGUCACCUUCAGCGACCCUCUGGACGUCAGAGACUGCAUUGACCUCAACCAAUUUAUGUGCUUCGAACAAGGUGCUGAUAAAGACGAGAUGCUGAUAGAUCUGAUGAGAGCUAUUGUGUGCGCGAUGAAGAAGUUGCCCGAGCUAAGCGUUCGACUAGUGCUGAAGAAGCUCCUCUGCAGAGGCACGUCCUGGCUCAUCGAGUUCCUCCGUACCAGGGACUUCAAAACUAUGACGCGAGUGGCAGAAGCUUUUCACAGACUUGGGAGCUGUAAGUGUCACCAAAGUGUGUCUAAUUUAUUGUACCUUUGGCACAUACACGCAGGCAAUGUACUUGGUUUGGUGUCCCACGUUGCACCACAGUUAAUGUUACCCGAUGUGCGUCCAUCGAGCGGAUCCAGAGAGUGAGGGGGGGGGGGGGGGCUGCCCCCUAAAGAAAGAAAAAAGAAAAAAAAAACCACGCCUGCACUUUGUAGUGGGCCCCUUCCUUUCUCGUUCACUUAUGAUCGCUAACCACACCACUUUUGACCAAAACUGCUUAUUUGAAGCGAACUAUGUUCUGUUAAGCUGUGUUUUGUUUGCCACCACAAGAAGUAUGAACCACCUAAGCCAUGGCAACAAGUGGUGCAGGUCGCUGAUGCACCUUUCUGCCGCGUUAACAGCCGCUUUAUUUGAAAAGUGCAAAAAUGAAUAAAUAAGUAAAACUAGAAGAGCAGUAAAACACACAAGAGAUCUCGCUCUGUGGCUAGUUCAAAUGAGAUACCACAGUCACAUUACUCUUUACGAACCAUUAAAUGAAUGAAUUUCAAUUAAUUUUUUUGGUCGCCUGCAUCAAGAGCAACGUUGAGAUUCGAUCUUUCAAAGCUCAAUUAUUCUGAUAAAGGCAUAAGUGUAAACUUUUACGGCGCGACGGCAUGCCAAAAUUGGCCUUCACUCAAGAAACGCUGCAGGCAGAACGGCAGAAAUGGGGAAAGUAUGAGGCGGGCAGCUCAGUUUCGUAUAGCUUCAAGAGUGCUCAUUAAGGGCAUCCCACUCAGAAAACGCAUACUCUAAUUUCUUCUCGCAUGAGUAAGGGCCCCAACACGAGUCCCGCUCAGGGACGCGGAACGCAGACUGCGGCAUUCGUCCACCUCGCCGUCUUCUUUCUUACCUGCGUGCGGAAGCCACUCGACAUUUGUGCU
Messenger RNA from Dermacentor andersoni, 1841 nucleotides. RefSeq lists its product as uncharacterized. The record is from RefSeq and is a predicted model, not a curated record. NCBI's taxonomy places the organism in Eukaryota, Metazoa, Arthropoda, Arachnida, Ixodida, Ixodidae.